Messenger RNA from Hibiscus syriacus, 807 nucleotides. Its product is annotated as PHD finger protein ALFIN-LIKE 3-like. Bases 1 to 807 code for a protein of 268 amino acids. Gene Ontology annotation, biological process: regulation of DNA-templated transcription. Gene Ontology annotation, cellular component: nucleus. The transcript has 5 exons. NCBI's taxonomy places the organism in Eukaryota, Viridiplantae, Streptophyta, Magnoliopsida, Malvales, Malvaceae. The record is from RefSeq and is a predicted model, not a curated record. Gene Ontology annotation, molecular function: histone binding; transcription cis-regulatory region binding; transcription coregulator activity.
AUGCGUAAAGUUGCUGCUGCAUGUGAUUCAUGGUUACUAGCUGCGUCUUUCUUUCUUGCUUCUGAGCGUUCUUUUAAUCGAGCUGAAAGGGAGGGUCUGAAUCUGCUCAAUCCUCGAGCGGCACCACCGAGCAAGCAAAGGCAUCGGCCGAGGAGGUUUAAAAAUGCCCCUCUUGCAGCCACAAGAAACCAAUACCCGCAUCAUGUUAAGGACCAUAACGGGGAGGACCUGUUCUUGUAUGGACUUGCAGAUGGGAAAUGGGAAGUUAAGCCACCUGUUGAGCUGGUACCUGCAGAUUUUCCGGAACCUUUUACAGGUAUUAACUAUGUAAGAGAUGAGAUGCCUGGAAAUGAAUGGUUGCUUUUUGUUACCGCUGCAAGUGAUUCAUGGCUGAUAGCAGUGGCUUUCUUUCUUGGUGCCCGUAACUGUACUUUCAGUAAAGCUGACAGGAAUCGUCUCUUCACAUUGAUCAAUGAUCUACCUACAUUGUUUGAUAUUGUCAGUGAAAAGGCAAAGGAAAAGCCAUCGGAUUGUAACCCUAGCAGCAAGAGAUUCAAGCCAAGUGCACAAGCUGGAGGUAGUAAAUCCUCAACCAGGAGCAAGAAAGCACAGGGUAAAGAAAGUGUAUCAUGGUAUGAGGUAUGUGGUGCAUGUGGAGGACGUGAAUCACAUGUGGACUGGAUAUGUUGUGACACGUGUAAUCACUGGUUUCAUGACGUAUGCGUUAACAUUACCCCUCAAGAGGCUAAGCAAGCGAAGGGCUACGAAUGCCCCUAUUGCAGCAUCAUGGGAAAGCAGACCAAGUGA